Messenger RNA from Topomyia yanbarensis, 1036 nucleotides. RefSeq names its product signal recognition particle receptor subunit beta (gene SrpRbeta). Lineage: Eukaryota; Metazoa; Arthropoda; Insecta; Diptera; Culicidae. The record is from RefSeq and is a predicted model, not a curated record. Bases 148 to 876 code for a protein of 242 amino acids. The transcript has 4 exons.
ACGAGCUGUCAUUAAACGGUGGUGGUGCACGCAGUAGUGGUUUACCUCAAAACGAACGGACGAUCCUAAAAUUCCGAUCGCGGGGUUUUUUGACCAGCUGUCCCAGUUUCCGUAGCAUUUCACUAGUAACGUUUGGCAUUUAGCAGAAUGGAGAAAAUCAACCGUAAAUCAGCAGCCAGGGCAUCGAUUCAGCUGGGCGAGUUGGACUACACCCCGAUUCUGCUGGGAUGUAUCGUGAUUUUAGUGACACUGGUGCUGCUGUAUGUUUGGAAAAAGAAACGUUCCGCCCGUACGGAUGUGCUGCUGAUGGGACUGUGCGACUCUGGCAAGACACUACUGUUUUCACAAUUGAUAUUGGGCGAGGCGAAAGAGACGUUUACGUCCACCAAGGAAAAUUUGGGUUACUUGGCGACCGCCCAGGGCGAACUUCGCGUGGUAGAUAUUCCUGGCCACGAGAGACUGCGAGGAACGUUUUUUGAUCAGUAUAAAAAUUUCGCUAAAGCCAUCGUGUUUGUGGUUGAUAGCGUUACGGUGCAGAAGGAUGUUCGGGAUGUUGCUUACUUCCUGUAUACAGUCUUAGCAGACAAAGCGACGAACAAUUUGCCUUGCAUAGUUCUUUGUAACAAACAAGAUGAAACGCUAGCCAAGGGAGACUCCGUUAUUAAAAGCCUCCUUGAGAAGGAAAUUAACGUUGUGCGUCAAACGCGAAAAAGCCAGCUGCAAUCGGUGGACCAGAACAACACUGAUUCCGUCUUUCUGGGGAAACCUGACAAAGACUUUGACUUUAGUCAGGUGUCUCAAACCGUCAAAUUUGUGCCCUGUUCCGCUCAGGAAGUCCAGUUGGAUGAUUUGAUCACAUUUCUGGAUACGUUGUAAGAUCUGUCUGAGAGAAGAAACGCUCUUCUACUUUCUUCGUGUGAACAUUGAUUGAUGGGAGGGUUGUGUUCUUCCCAAUACAUUUUAGACCUAUGUUUCAUUUUUUCGGCAUGGCACCAGUAUUUUCUUUCGGUAAUAAAUGAUACGGUACUUUUUUAUA